This is a messenger RNA of Lodderomyces jiufengensis, 3663 nucleotides long. RefSeq names its product Fhl1p (gene FHL1). The coding region runs from base 1 to 3663 and encodes 1220 amino acids. Gene Ontology annotation, cellular component: nucleus. NCBI's taxonomy places the organism in Eukaryota, Fungi, Ascomycota, Pichiomycetes, Serinales, Debaryomycetaceae. Gene Ontology annotation, biological process: regulation of ribosomal protein gene transcription by RNA polymerase II. The transcript has a single exon. The record is from RefSeq and is a predicted model, not a curated record. Gene Ontology annotation, molecular function: sequence-specific DNA binding; protein binding; DNA-binding transcription factor activity.
AUGAGUAAUGCCAAUGAUUCAAAUAAUAUAACAUUGGUUAAUAACCCCGAGAACAAUCAUAAAACCACUUCAUUUACGCAAUUAACUGAUCCAAUAGUACCGAGUCUGACUAAUAAUGAAACUAAUAAACUAGUAAAAGUUGAAGAUCCAGUCGAAAGUUUAAUGUUGGAUGAUGAUUUCAAUAUUCUUUUUGCUAAUUCAAAUGAUGAAAUUGUUAAUGAUCAGCAACAAUCACUAUCACAACCAUCACAAACUGAGACAGAAACUAAAAACGACGCAACUACAACACUACAAAAUUUUGAUCUUAAUUUAAAAGAAUCAUUAGAUAAAAACUCGACAACUAUCAGUCAAUCACAAACUCCGAAUCUUCAACCUCAACCAAAUUCUCAAAUAUCAGAUAUGACAGCAGAUAUUAAUAAAUCCUCAUUCGACUUUAUAUCAACUUUGCCACAACAAGCAAAACAGGAUGCACCAUUAAUACAACAACAACAACAACAACAACAUCCAAAAGAAAAACAAGUUAAAAUUGAAGAACCAAAACGUAUAUCAAAUUCAUCGUCGUCAUCAUCAAUUUACGAUAAAGGAGAUUUAGAUCAUGAUGUUAAUCAAGAGGAAGAAGAAGAGGAAGAUCAUACACAAUCAAGAGUUUCAGCAUAUGCAAGGCUUGAUUUUGAAAAUAAUGUAUUUUAUGUCCAAACUUUACAAGUCAUAUUGGGGAGAAAAUCUUACGACGAAUUACAACAAUCACAAGUUGACGUUCAUUUAUCAGAAAAGAAAGCCAUAUCAAGAAAACAUGCCAAAAUAUUUUAUAAUUUUGGAUCUCAACAAUUUGAAAUAACAGUAUUAGGUAAAAAUGGAGCUUUCGUUGAUGAAGCAUUUGUUGAAAAAGGUGUAACAUUACCAUUAAUAAAUGGAGUUAAAAUUCAAAUUGGUGAUAUACCGUUUCUGUUCAUUUUACCUGAUCAAAUGAAUCAAGAUAUUGAAUCACAAGAUGGUCCAAAACAAUUUAAUCCAAGUGACGCAAUAAAUUUAAAAUCAAAUUUGUUUUCAAAACAACCAACUCCAAAAAAUUCGCCAAAGAAAACAGAUCAACAACUCACUCAACAACCAGGCUCAGCUUCACCUACUGAUCCAUCGACUACAUUGCGUAAAAAAUCAAUGAGUAGGCGAGAUUCAUUACUAAAAAUACGAACGCUAUCGAAUGCCAGGAGAACGUCUACCGCAGCCAAUGACGAAUUAAAUCAACUAUUACAAGAUUUGGGAGUAACGGAGAGUAUAGAGGAGGAUUCUGAAUUAUUAGAUGCACAAAUCAAGAAGUUACUAGAUGAGGAUAAUGAUCUAGAAGGUGAUGUAUUGAAACUUUCGCAUUUUAAUGAAUCAGCUAUAGCAGAUGAUGAAGAAGAUUUCGAUUUAGUAAAAGGUAUCGAAAAUGAAGCAAAAAUUGAAAAAGAAAUUCUAGAUAUUGAUUCAAAUAUAUCACAAUUAAAUCGUGAGAUUGCUAAUUUGAUAGUACCUCAACAAGGUACAACUCAACAAAAUCAAAGUUUAAUAGCCGAAAAAGAGCAACAAAGAAGAGGGUUGGAAGAAGUUAAACAACAAAAGAAAGACCACAUAUCACAAAGUAGAUCAUCAUUUGUUAAAAAUGCAGGUCCAGUAAGAACAACUCCAUUGAUGGGUAAACCAGCAUCAAUUCAACCACCAGCAUCAUCAUCAAUAUAUAGUAGAAUUAAUGGACUAGAUAAAACUGGCUUACAUUUUUUCCCAAAUGCGAUUCCACCGCCAAAACCCAAAUUGACAGUACCUGUUCCUUUAAUUACAUCAGAACCUGGUGCAAUAAGAUCUCGACCACCACUAAGAGCAAUAACAAUGAGAGAUUCCACACUACAUUCAACUUUUUAUUAUCCAAAAACUCUUGAUCAACCAACAGAAUUCCCCAAACCAAAAGGUAGAAAAAUCAUACCCCGAAAACCAUCAAAAAGAGUUUAUACAAUUGACGAAAUUCCAGAACAGUGUAGACAUAAACCAAAUAUCACAUUAGCAGGUAUGGUAACAAAUGUUUUACAAACAGCAGCUGCGAGAAAUGGAUUAACUAUAAAUGAAAUUACAGAUGCUGUAAAAGAAGUUUACCCGUAUUACAAAUAUUGUCAAGAAGGUUGGCAGGCAUCAAUAAGUCAUUGUAUAAAAUUCACCAAGAUCUUUAAAAAAAUUGCUAAAAAGGGACCUGAAUGGUUAUAUACAAUGGAUGAAUUAUAUAAGAAUGAAAGAGAAACAAUGAAGAUAAAACAAAGAGAAAUCUUAGCAAAAGCUGAAGCUAUAAGACAAGAAGAAUUCCGUCAAAGACAAAGAUUGGAAGUUAAUCAACAAUUUAUGAUGAAUAGGAACUUCCCACAACAACCAUACCCAAUGAAACCUUAUAAUAAUCAAGUUCCUACCUUACCUCAACAUCAACAAUAUCAACAAUCUUCACCAUCACAUCAAACUCAAUUACCACAAAAUAUGAAUUAUCAACCUCAACAACCAAGAACAAAUAUACCUAAUGGUCAACAACAAUACAUACCCAACAAUACCCAACAACAACAACCACUUAAGCAAAACCAAUCACAACCUCUCAAAUCCACCCCUAAUUCAACUCAACCUUCAACAACACAACCGAAAUCACAACCAUCAAUGAGCGACCCAGACACACAAAAAUCAUUAGAAUACUUAAGAAAAGAAUUAUUUACUUUAUACAAAUCAAGAAAUCUAACAUACGAUAAAACAAUAGCAACAACGUUAAUAACGAAAUCAUUAGCAACAACAAUAGCUCAAGUAAAUAGUAUUGGUGCAAAAGUAGGAGCAGGUGAUAACGCUCUUAGUUUUUUAGUGGAAAAAGCACCUCAACAAGUUAGUAAAAUCUUGGACAUUGCUUUGAGUAAAUCUAUAAAAGAUUUUGAAGGUGGAAAUAAAUCUGGAGCUGGUACUCCAAGUAAAGCUUCAACUCCUAUUCAAGCAAAGGCUAUCCCUGUUACUACUGGCCCAUCUACUACUUUAAAUCAAACACCACCACUACAACAAUUACCUAUUCAAACACAACCUAAACUUUCAACAAAUAAUACAGUUGAUGUUCCACAAUCAACACCAUAUCAACCAAUUCCAAAACCUCAACAACCACAACAAGUUUAUAAUCAAGCACCACCGUUAUCAACUUCGCAGCCAAUACCACAAACACAGCCAAUUACUCAUCAAUCAAAACCACAAUUACAGAAUUCACUGCCACCACCACAACAACCACUACCACAAAACAAUCAAUCAACAAUCACAUCGACUCAAUCAAGUCCAACAACAUCAGCAUCAACACCAAAACAAUUCUCUCCAUCACCACAACCAUCUACUACAAACCAAACAAAGAUUCCAUUAUCAAGACCUCCACUGUUUGGCAAACCACCAAAUCUCAAGGGUAAUUCGUUAGGAAGACCAGGAUCAUACGCAAGACCUCAACUGUUUGGUAAACCACCAGGAUUACAAUCUGGAGGUGGGUUAUCACCAUCAUCAUCAACAACAAAUCUAUCAAGACCUGCUCCUACUUUUUUAUCAAAUAAGCCAACUUUUGGAAGUAGUGGUAUAAAGAGGGGACUGGAAAGUGCUGAAAAUAAUGAUCAUAUUAAUAAGAAAAUAAAUUUAUAG